AUGAAAGUGACCAAAAAUAAAAUCAACAUUUAUAGUACCGGACUGUCGUUCCACGACGUGAUGUUGGCUACAGGUCGUAUCCCAUCGGGUCCUGAGGUUGUAUUCAUGGACUGUACAAUUGGUGGUGAAUUUGCCGGUCGUUUGGCCGAAACGGGGGAACGGGUUAUGGGUAUGGAAUCGGGCCGUUGUUUUGCAACAUCGGUCUACGCGGCCACUCAUACAUACAGUAAAAUCCCAGACAACUGGUCUAUGAACGAUGCCGUCUCUAUAUUAAGUACUUAUAGUACAGCUUAUUAUGGAUUGAUUAAAGCCGGAAGACUUAGGAAAGGUGAAAGCAUUUUGAUACACUCGGCGGCCGGAGGUGUGGGGCAGUCGGCUAUCAAUAUCUGUAAACACUAUGAAUGCGAUAUAUAUGUGACGGUCGGUAACGACGAAAAGAAACAGUUUUUGAUGAAUGAAUACAAUAUACCGGAGAAUAAGAUAUUCAACUCAAGAGAUAUACUCUUCAAGAAUCAGAUAAUGGAAGCGACGGAAGGAAAGGGAGUCGACGUUGUGUUGAAUUACUAUAGAGAUAGCAUUAUAGCCUGUGCUUACGCUGACGGGUGUCUCACCACAAGAGAUGCAAUGGUCGUCACGUACUUCAGGGGAGCCGUCACUGAAAAUGACAAGAAUAUAACUAAAGGACUGAUGGCUAUCGUCGGCCUAUCAAAAGCUGAGGCCAAGAAAGUAACGCCCGGCGGUUGUUAUCUCGCGUGUCAUAAUUCAAAGUAUAAUGUGGUCAUUUCAGGUCCAAAGAAAGAGAUGUCAGAAAUGAUGAAACAAUUGGAAGAAAAGGCAGUAUUUGUGCGACAGUUAGAGAGCAGUGAAAUCCCAUAUCAUUCACAAUAUCUGAUCACAUCUGCAAAGCCUAUGACUGAAGCCAUUAAGAAAUAUAUACCAAACCCGAGACUCCGGUCGCGGAAAUGGGUGUCCACUUCACUCAUGACUACCGAUUCCAGCGAUGAGGCAUUGAAAUACGCUUCGGCCGAGUAUUUCGUAUACAAUCUGAUGAAUCCCGUGCUCUUCAUAGACAAACUCAAAGACCUGCCAACAGAUGCUAUUAUACUAGAGUUGGGUCCGCACUCUAUAUUCCCUAAAGUGGUGUCCGAAACGCUGGACAACUCGACGUACGUAUCAUUAAUCAAGAGAAACGCAAACGACACUAAUUUGGAAACAUUUAUGGCUGGAUUGGCCACUCUAUACGAGUCGGGACAGUUAGACAGGUAA
Molecule: messenger RNA, 1266 nt
Organism: Medioppia subpectinata
Lineage: Eukaryota; Metazoa; Arthropoda; Arachnida; Sarcoptiformes; Oppiidae
Source: the annotation of a GenBank genome assembly